AGGCGGGGGAAGUGAUCGCGCAGAGCGAGGCUGCAGCGGGCAGUGCGGGGACGCAGGAGCCGGCAGCCAGGCGCAGGGAGUACAUGUUACUAUGGCAAUGACUGCAGGGACUACAACAUCCUUUCCCAUGAGCAACCACACCCGGGAGAGAGUGACUGUGGCCAAACUUACACUGGAGAACUUCUACAGCAACCUAAUUUUACAGCAUGAAGAGAGAGAAACCAGGCAGAAAAAGCUAGAAGUGGCCAUGGAAGAAGAAGGUCUGGCAGAUGAAGAGAAAAAACUACGUCGGUCACAGCAUGCACGCAAAGAAACAGAAUUCCUGCGACUGAAGAGGACUAGGCUUGGCUUAGAUGACUUUGAAUCGCUGAAAGUUAUAGGAAGAGGAGCAUUUGGGGAAGUACGCCUCGUCCAGAAGAAAGAUACGGGUCAUAUUUAUGCAAUGAAGAUAUUGAGAAAAGCUGAUAUGCUGGAAAAAGAGCAGGUGGCCCAUAUCAGAGCAGAAAGAGAUAUAUUGGUCGAAGCGGAUGGUGCUUGGGUGGUGAAAAUGUUUUAUAGUUUUCAAGAUAAAAGGAAUCUUUACCUGAUCAUGGAGUUCCUACCUGGAGGUGAUAUGAUGACCUUACUUAUGAAGAAAGACACUUUAACAGAAGAGGAAACACAAUUUUACAUUUCUGAAACUGUGCUGGCCAUAGAUGCCAUCCAUCAGCUGGGAUUCAUCCAUAGAGAUAUUAAACCAGAUAACCUCUUGCUGGAUGCCAAGGGUCAUGUGAAGCUAUCUGAUUUUGGACUAUGCACUGGUUUAAAGAAAGCUCAUCGAACUGAAUUCUACAGGAACCUUACACACAAUCCACCAAGUGACUUUUCAUUUCAGAAUAUGAACUCAAAGAGAAAAGCAGAGACGUGGAAGAAGAACAGACGACAGCUGGCAUACUCUACGGUUGGGACCCCAGAUUAUAUUGCUCCAGAAGUAUUCAUGCAGACUGGGUACAACAAGUUGUGUGACUGGUGGUCUUUGGGAGUGAUUAUGUAUGAAAUGCUAAUAGGGUAUCCACCUUUCUGCUCUGAAACGCCACAAGAAACGUAUAGGAAAGUUAUGAACUGGAAAGAAACGUUGGUAUUUCCUCCAGAGGUGCCCAUUUCAGAGAAAGCAAAGGACUUAAUUCUAAGAUUUUGUAUUGAUUCGGAAAAUAGAAUUGGUAGUAAUGGAGUAGAGGAAAUAAAGGAUCAUCCAUUUUUUGAAGAAGUUGACUGGGGACAUAUCAGGGAGAGGCCAGCUGCAAUCCCUAUAGAAAUCAAAAGUAUUGAUGACACUUCCAAUUUCGAUGAAUUUCCUGAAUCUGAUAUUUUACAGCCAGUGCCAAAUACCACAGAACCUGACUACAAAUCCAAAGACUGGGUUUUCCUCAAUUAUACCUACAAGAGGUUUGAAGGGCUUACACAGCGUGGCUCUAUCCCUUCCUACAUGAAAGCUGGGAAGUUGUGAA
Molecule: messenger RNA, 1487 nt
Organism: Emys orbicularis (European pond turtle)
Lineage: Eukaryota; Metazoa; Chordata; Testudines; Emydidae
Gene: STK38L
Product: serine/threonine kinase 38 like
Exons: 14
Coding region: 92-1486 (464 amino acids)
Biological process (GO): intracellular signal transduction; peptidyl-serine phosphorylation
Molecular function (GO): ATP binding; protein serine/threonine kinase activity
Source: RefSeq, a predicted model, not a curated record